Erigeron canadensis is the source of this 858-nucleotide messenger RNA. RefSeq lists its product as uncharacterized. The record is from RefSeq and is a predicted model, not a curated record. Lineage: Eukaryota; Viridiplantae; Streptophyta; Magnoliopsida; Asterales; Asteraceae. Bases 218 to 706 code for a protein of 162 amino acids. The transcript has 3 exons.
CGAGUUUCAGCUGUAUGCUUUUUCUAUCUUCAUGAUCAUAUCUCCACUUGACUUCACAAAAGAAGACUUCUAUAACAGGAAUUGUUAAUAGUACAUGUCUAGCUUGGAGCAUUAUUUAUUGGAUGAACAUAUUUAGAAUCAUGCAUUGAUAUAUUUAUUUGGAUCGGAUAAAUAAUAUAUUGGUGCUUAAUUUAUCUCUUCAAAAUCAACGGAGAAAAUGAUUCUACCUCAUGAUAUGGAAUGCAUGAAGAUGGCCAUGUUAAAGCAUGAAGAAACAUUCAAACAACAGGUAUAUGAACUUCAUAGGCUAUAUCAAACCCAAAGGAUAUUGAUGAAGAACUUGCAAAUAAGCAUGCUGCAGAAUCAAGAAACUCAGAGUUUGAGAAAUAAUCCAUAUGUAUGCUUCGAGUAUCAAAACGACUUCAACAAGCCUCAAAAACAAGAUAAUCUUGCAAGUAAUAAUAAUGAGUACCACAUUGAUGGAAUUGGAAGCACAGAGAUCGAAAAUGAGUGUGAUAUCGAGCUCACGUUAGGCCCCACAAGCAGUUAUACCCGUAGGAAGAACAAAUCCGCGUUAACUAGACACCUAAAUUUGGAUUCUAUGCCAAGUUUUUCAACAUCUUCAACGGGUUUGAGUCACAAAACGAGAGAAAAUUUUGAUAGAUCAUUGAACCAGCCCCAUUGGUUGCGUAGAGUUUUAAUCUGAUCGAUAAUAAAAGGUGUGAUCAUAAACAGAUUAGAACUUAAUUAGUUCCUAGCUAGUUAGUUAAUUUUUUGUGUGAAACUUGGGUUUUUUUGUGUGUGUGUGUGUGUGCUUCUCCUAGUUAGUUAUCACUUGUUUGUGUUACAUUUUUUUCA